Molecule: messenger RNA, 1614 nt
Organism: Morchella importuna
Lineage: Eukaryota; Fungi; Ascomycota; Pezizomycetes; Pezizales; Morchellaceae
Exons: 9
Coding region: 1-1614 (537 amino acids)
Source: RefSeq, a predicted model, not a curated record
AUGUUUUUUAUAACGCUGGUCGCGUAUCUUAUUCGAGGGGUACAAGCAGCAGUGAACUUUGAGGCGUGCUGUGCACAGGUCCCCGUCUCCGACGAUAUCCGACCGUUCCAAUGGGAUUCAUGUCACUCAGCCUACAACUCAUCCGAAAAGGAUCCUCUAAAGAUGUAUUCGGUUCCCAUCAUCACAACAUACGAAUGGUGUCGACAAAACUGUGAAAGGAGCGGCGAUUUCCAAGUCAGUGAUACAAGCCAAUGGCUGACCCCGCUCGCAGCAUGGAUUAUUCCAGCCUCUGCGUUGUUGCUUUUGCUGCCUAUAUCGGAACAUCUCAAAGAUCACAAACAGCUGUGGGGUCGCACGAGGAAGGAGAAGUUGAUGGCACACUAUAUCCAUAAUUGGUUGGGUCCUGUAUUGCAAUAUUUGCAUAUUCUAGGAGAUCCGGCCAGCGCAUUCAACGGGUCUCUAGCACAAAUGGUUGCGGAUUGGAAUUUGUGUAUGUCGAUGCAUCGACCCAACAAUGGGAAGCGAGAGAAGGAGCUCAUUUUGACCGUUAUUCUUACAGAGCAGGCAGACUUCUUUUGUUCUCCUACCAGAAAUGCACUUGAGUUAAUGGCUGGUUCAAGUCGUGCGAGGGAGUAUAGUAAGACAGCGUGUCGGAUGAUAUGGAGUGCCAGGAAGAAAUUUAAUACUGCUGUUGUCCUGCCUGUUGCUCUAUACAUAGGGGUGGCGGCAUCGGUCUUUUAUGACGCCUAUCAGAAACUGGGAGAUAAUGGCACAUCUCAUAGCCUUGCUUAUGGAACUUGGUACAAUUGGGUUUUGUUAUUGUCGAUUUUCAGCAAUUGCUUUGCUUCCCACUCGAACCUCGACGCCGUACGUAGCGGCAUGGAGUUGAUAGUCCGCGGUGUUAUCGAAAACCAUAGUCCCAAGGAAUUUGAAGACUUAGGAUGGGAUAAGCAAACAGCUCAAACAUGUUCGGAAUCAUACAACAUAGCCACUGAGUCCUUAAUGGUAUUCCCACGUAUGCAUCCCCCAAUGAAUCCUAAUCCGAGAGCUCUCUUUGGAGGAUCAUUGGAAUGUAGGGGAGCUCCAUUGUAUAAAAGGUAUUGGAACAGUUGGUACUGGGUCAGGUGGUUGCAUAAGAACGGUGUGGAUAUUUCCAGACCAAAAGAGGGUAUAUUCAGCUAUGACAUCUUUUGGGUUGACUGGGCCUCGAGAAAUGUGAACCCCUGGGCAAAUUACCUUGCAGGACAAGUUCUCUCAUGGCUCUUUGUUCUAUAUUCAUGCACUUGCGCAGCAAUAUUAUCCUACACGACCCCCAAAGUUGGGUUAGGCUGCAGGCGUUCUUAUUGUUUUGUCACUACGCCCGAACAGCUUUGCACAUCAAUACUGGGCGAAGAAAGUAUGGCUAAGAGUCGCAUACGGGGCUUACGGAGGAAUUGCGAUGAUCGGUUUUGUGGUGUUGGCUUUUCGGCUAUAUAUUGCUUAUGUUGUCCGGAAAGGAUUGCAUUGAUUAUUAUUUUACUAGCUCUUCGGGAUAAAUCAUGCAGCAUCUAUCACCAUUCGUUUAUCUCCUUACAAGGUAGAAUGCAUAAUGUCUCUCUGAUUCCGCCUAGGUGA